AUGGAUUCCCUCAGCACAGCAGAUGUUGAAUUUUGCCUUGAUAUGUUCAAAGAGCUGAACAGUAACAACGCAGGAGAUAACAUCUUCUUUUCCCCACUGAGUCUGCUUUAUGCUCUAAGUAUGAUCCUCCUUGGCGCCAGAGGAAACAGUGCAGAGCAGAUAGAAAAGGUGCUUCACUUUAAUCAUACUGCAGAAUCAUUAAAACCAAAGUUUAAGGGCUCAUCUAAGUGCAGCCAAACUGGAAAGAUUCAUUCAGAGCUUAGAGUCCUAUUCUCUCAAAUCAACCAGCCAGACUCCACCUACACCCUCAGCAUUGCCAACAGACUCUACGGGACAAAGGCGAUGGCAUUCCAUCAGCAAUAUUUAAGCUGUUCUGAAAAAUUGUAUCAAACCAGGCUGCAAACUGUUGAUUUUGAACAGUCUACGGAGGAAACGAGGAAGACUAUUAAUGCUUGGGUGGAAAGUAAAACUAAUGGAAAAAUCACAAACCUCUUUGGAAAGGGCACAAUUGACCCUUCUUGUGUGAUGGUCCUGGUGAAUGCCAUAUAUUUCAAAGGACAAUGGCAAAAUAAAUUUCAGGAAAGAGGAACGGUUAAAACCCCUUUUCAGCUAAGUGAGAGUAAAAGCGUAAUUGUGGAAAUGAUGUAUCAAACUGGAACAUUUAAAUUGGCCUUCAUAAAGGAGCCGCAGAUGCAAGUCCUUGAGCUGCCGUAUGUGAACAACAAACUAAGCAUGAUUAUUCUGCUUCCAGUAGGCACGGCUAAUCUAGAACAGAUAGAAAAGCAGCUGAAUGUGAAGACAUUUCAUGAGUGGACCAGCUCUUCUCACAUGAUGGAAAGGGAAGUUGAAGUCCAUAUCCCCCGAUUCAAGCUGGAAAUCAAGUAUGAGCUAAAUUCCCUGUUAAAAUCCCUUGGGAUGACAGAUAUCUUCAACCAGAUCAAAGCUGAUCUUUCUGGAAUAUCACCAGACAAGGGCCUGUAUUUAUCAAAAGUCAUCCAUAAGUCGUAUGUGGAUGUCAACGAAGAGGGCACCGAGGCAGCAGCAGCCACUGGGGACAGCUUCGUCGUAAAAAGACUCCCCAUCCGAGCGCAGUUCAUGGCGAACCACCCCUUCCUGUUCUUCAUAAGGCACAUUCCAACCAACAUGAUUCUCUUCUGUGGCAAGCUCGCCUCUCCCUAA
Molecule: messenger RNA, 1179 nt
Organism: Diceros bicornis minor
Lineage: Eukaryota; Metazoa; Chordata; Mammalia; Perissodactyla; Rhinocerotidae
Product: serpin B11-like
Exons: 7
Coding region: 1-1179 (392 amino acids)
Biological process (GO): negative regulation of endopeptidase activity
Molecular function (GO): serine-type endopeptidase inhibitor activity
Source: RefSeq, a predicted model, not a curated record